Plasmodium reichenowi is the source of this 1182-nucleotide messenger RNA. Its product is annotated as 26S protease regulatory subunit 10B, putative. Gene Ontology annotation, molecular function: proteasome-activating activity; ATP hydrolysis activity; ATP binding. NCBI's taxonomy places the organism in Eukaryota, Apicomplexa, Aconoidasida, Haemosporida, Plasmodiidae. The record is from RefSeq and is a predicted model, not a curated record. Gene Ontology annotation, biological process: positive regulation of RNA polymerase II transcription preinitiation complex assembly. The transcript has a single exon. Gene Ontology annotation, cellular component: proteasome regulatory particle, base subcomplex; cytosolic proteasome complex. The coding region runs from base 1 to 1182 and encodes 393 amino acids.
AUGGAUAACAAGGAAAGCAUAAAAUUGUAUGUGAAGAAAGUUAUUGAACACAGAGAAAUUGAGAGUAAAGUAAAGAAGUUAAGAUUAGAUAUAAAAGAGUUAAAUAAAAAAUAUGAGAAAACGGAAGAUAAUUUAAAGGCCUUACAAAGUGUAGGUCAAAUAAUAGGACAAGUAUUAAAACAGCUAGAAGAUGAAAAAUUUAUUGUGAAAGCUUCUAGUGGUCCUAGAUAUGUAGUAGGAUGUAAAUCUAAAAUUAAUAAAAGUAAAUUAGUAAUAGGUACAAGAGUAUCAUUAGAUAUGACAACAUUAACCGUUAUGAAAAGAUUACCGUGUGAAGUGGAUCCUUUAGUUUUUAAUAUGAUAAGUGAUAUAGAUAAAAGUGAAAAUAGUACAAACAAAGUUAAUUAUAAUCAAAUAGGUGGGUUGAGUGAACAAAUAAGACAAAUGAGAGAAGUAGUAGAGUUACCUAUACUUAAUCCUUAUUUAUAUAAAAGAGUUGGAAUAAAAACACCUAAAGGUGUUUUAUUAUAUGGUCCUCCAGGUACAGGAAAAACAUUAUUAGCAAGAGCAAUGGCAUCUAACAUUAAUUGUAAUUUUAUGAGAAUUGUUGUAUCAGCUAUUGUAGAUAAAUAUAUAGGAGAAAGUGCACGUAUUAUUAGAGAGAUGUUUAAUUAUGCAAAGGAACAUCAACCAUGUAUUAUUUUUAUGGAUGAAAUUGAUGCUAUAGGAGGUAGAAGAUUUUCUCAAGGUACUUCAGCUGAUAGAGAAAUACAGAGAACGCUUAUGGAAUUAUUAAAUCACCUAGAUGGAUUUGAAGAAUUAGGUAAUGUCAAAAUUAUUAUGGCUACUAAUCGACCAGAUGUAUUAGAUCCUGCUUUAGUUAGACCAGGAAGAUUAGAUAGAAAAAUUGAAAUACCAUUACCAAAUGAAACAGCCAGAAUAGAAAUACUUAAAAUACAUGCAAAUAAAAUGACUAAACUAGGAGAUAUAGAUUACGAAUCUGUAUGUAGAUUGUGUGAUGGAUUUAAUGGUGCUGAUUUAAGAAAUGUUUGUACGGAAGCUGGUAUGUUUGCAAUUAGAGCUAUGAGGGAUUAUGUUAUAGAGGAAGAUUUUUAUAAAGCUGCCAGAAAAAUAAGUGAAGGAAAAAAAUUAGAGGGUAAAAUUGAAUAUGAAAAGAUAUAA